Aspergillus ibericus CBS 121593 is the source of this 1837-nucleotide messenger RNA. RefSeq names its product DNA-(apurinic or apyrimidinic site) lyase APN1. The transcript is spliced from 5 exons. Gene Ontology annotation, cellular component: nucleus; mitochondrion. Gene Ontology annotation, biological process: base-excision repair. The coding region runs from base 164 to 1837 and encodes 557 amino acids. Gene Ontology annotation, molecular function: DNA binding; zinc ion binding; DNA-(apurinic or apyrimidinic site) endonuclease activity. The record is from RefSeq and is a predicted model, not a curated record. NCBI's taxonomy places the organism in Eukaryota, Fungi, Ascomycota, Eurotiomycetes, Eurotiales, Aspergillaceae.
CCCAUCCGACUGAUCAACCGCCCGCUCGCGUCUCGCGUCUCCCAGCGCGGGCCGAUCCUGCUGGCUUCACGGCCCACCAACUUCUGCCAUCCACCAUUCCUCAAAUAACAAUUCAGACUGGAUCGGUGACCUCAUUGUCACUCACACCCCCGGAUAACCUGCGAUGCCUCCCCGCGGCACCCGAAAGACGGCCUCCACCGCUGUGGCAACUGAGCCACCACGCUCCCCCGAACCCUCCGGCGCGGGAGCCAAGCGCAAGCCAGACGAAACCCAGGAACAGAGCUCCCCUCUGCGAAGGUCGAAGCGGGCCAAACCAGUUGCAACGCAGUCGCCAUCCGGCAAGUCCACCACACGCGCAGCUUCGACUCGAUCUGCUGCAGAGAGCCCCAAGGCCUCGCCGAGAAAACCUCGUGGGGGCAAGGUUGUUUCCGUGAAAAAGGAAGUCGAGGAGGUACAAGAGCUUGAGGUCGAGGCAGAAGUAGUCGACGAAAGUGUGGCCAAGGACGAGGAGGUGGAUGAGAAACCAGCAGUGAAGGUAAAGGCUACGCGGAAAAGGAAGACCAAGGAGGAGGUCGAGAUGGUACCAUUGAGGGCGCGUACGCAGGGUUUGCGCAUGUGCGUGGGAGCUCAUGUCAGCGCCGCCAAAGGUGUUUUCAAUGCUGUCCACAACAGCACACACAUCGGUGGCAACGCCUUUGCCCUCUUCCUCAAGUCCCAGCGCAAAUGGGACAACCCUCCUCUCCAAGACGAUCACCGCGACCAGUUCCGCAGCCUCUGCACAGAGCACAAAUAUGACGCCGCACAACACAUCCUCCCCCACGGCUCCUACCUCGUGAACCUGGCCCAAGAAGACAAAGCCAAAGCCAAACAAGCAUACGAUUCAUUCCUUGACGACCUUCGCCGCUGCGAAGCCCUAGGAAUCACCCUCUACAACUUCCACCCCGGCAGCGCCAACCAAAGCAGCUUUCCAGACGCCCUCACCCGCCUCGCCACAGCCCUCACCAACGCCCUCCGCGCCACCAGCACCGUAAUCCCUGUCCUGGAAACCAUGUGCGGCCACGGCACCACGAUCGGCGGUUACCUGCACGAAUUCCGCGACAUCCUAGCCCAAAUCCCCAAAGACCUCCACCCCCGAAUCGGCAUCUGCAUCGACACCUGCCACAGCUUCGCCGCCGGCUACGACCUCGUCACUCCCGCAGGAUUCAAAGCCUUCCUCCAAGAAUUCGACGACACCAUCGGUCUCCAACACCUCCGCGCCCUCCACCUCAACGACUCCAAAGCACCCAAGGGCAGUAAACGCGACCUACACGCCAACAUCGGCACGGGCUUCCUCGGUCUCCGUGCCUUCCACAACGUCAUGAACGAACCCCGAUUUCAAAACCUCCCUAUGAUCCUCGAAACGCCUAUCGAUCGUCCCGAACCACCAUCCUCAUCCUCAUCCUCAUCCUCUCCCAAAAAGACCACCAAAAAACCCCCCUCAUCUUCUGCAAAACUAAUUCCUGACUUCACCGUCUGGGCGCAGGAAAUCGCCCUCCUCGAAUCCCUAAUCGGGAUGGACCCGGAGGGGGAAGAAUUCCGUGCCCUGGAGGCAAAAUUAUCCGAAGAGGGGCGGGAAAUGCGCGAGAAGCAACAGGAGCAAUAUGAGCGGAAAUUGUCGGCUGAGGAGAAGAAGAAGGCGAAGGGGAAGGGUCCGGUGGAGAAGAAGAAGGGACAGAAGACGUUGAUGGAGAUGAUGAAUGGGGCGGGGAAGACGAAGAGGGGAAGGGGGAAGAGUGCAAAAGAGGGGGAUGAGAGUGGGAGUGAUGAGGAGGGGUGUCAGAGUCAUGCGGAGGAUUGA